Messenger RNA from Diorhabda sublineata, 1218 nucleotides. RefSeq lists its product as uncharacterized. The transcript is spliced from 2 exons. Lineage: Eukaryota; Metazoa; Arthropoda; Insecta; Coleoptera; Chrysomelidae. The coding region runs from base 131 to 925 and encodes 264 amino acids. The record is from RefSeq and is a predicted model, not a curated record.
CAAAAAUAUAUUCUAUUCUAUUGUUUCAAAGAUAUCAUAAUUAGAUAUAAGGAAAGUGUCGAAUAUUCAGUGAUGUGGAAUGUCGAAAAUAUUAAACAGUAUCUACGUUUGACUUCGAAAUAAAAAGAGGAUGACCACAAUGACGUCUUUGGUACCGCUGGAAAAAAUGCAAAGUUUUAAAUGUGCACUUUGCGACUACUUCCUGACAAUACCUCCAAUCAUGUGUCUAGGUAAAGACGCGAACAAAUAUAAAUGUGGAAGAUGCGUACACAUUCCAUCAGAAGCGUCCAUAAGAAAUAUCCUUUUCGAGAAAUUAGCCGAACAAUCUACUUUUCCCUGUACUUUUCCAGUCUGCGAAGAAGUUUUAACUUGGGGAACAGUCGAGGAACACGAAAAAGUGUGUCAACACAAACUAUUGAAAUGCCCUGUAUCUUGGAGCUGCACGGAAGUCGUUAGCGUACUAGAUUUAGCUAAACAUUGUCUCAAGUUCCACAAAAAAAAUGUCGGCGUCGAUCAAAUAACUAGUACCAUUCAAGAAACUUUAGAUAAGAAGAGAAUCACUGUAAUGUUACUUCUGGUACAGGAUAUACCGUUUUUAUUAUUCAAAGUAGUGACUUCGGAUAAUAUUUGGAUCAAAGUUUUUUCAUUACGACCGUGCGAAAAUUUUAAAUACGAAAUUAUCGCCAGUAGCGAUACCAACGAAUGCUGUUUGUCUUUCAAGAAUCCCGUAGAGGUGUAUGUAGAAAACAAACAUUGUAAAAAAUGCACUUUGAAUGAAUGCGACAAUAAACUUCACAAAAAAUACAAGAAAAAAAUCGACGAGGCUCUAGCAGAUAAUGGUUUUCAUAAAAUUACUAGAGAUAUAGUAAAAGAAUUGAACAUUAAGGAAUUAAAAUGUAGAGUUAUCUUAGAAACAAUAAAUUAGAUAAAAUAACUCCACGUAGUUCAUUUUAGUUAUUAAUUUUUCGUUCCUAAUAAUUCACUUCAACCACAAUGUCAAUCCUAUUCCGAAUUUUCAUAUCAUCGGGGGUAAUUGAUGCAGAAUUUAUUAUACGUUUCAAGUGCCUCCAAAAAUUUAUCAAAGUUAUAUAUGGGGAUGUGAAUUCUCCCUGGAGUAUAGUCCCCCUUUCCCAUCCAUCAUAUUUAAAGCUAAUUGAACAUGCUCCACACUUUAAUAUGUAAAGCAAUAUUUUCAAGAGAUCCGUAUACAAGAUUCUU